This is a messenger RNA of Vicugna pacos (alpaca), 8159 nucleotides long. The record is from RefSeq and is a predicted model, not a curated record. Lineage: Eukaryota; Metazoa; Chordata; Mammalia; Artiodactyla; Camelidae.
UCAUCCUCAGCUCCUGUUCCCUUCUUGCCAUGACACCCCUACCAGGGCUACUCCCUCCCCCCCCCCCACUGCUUCAGGGCUGAGGCCAAAGGGAGAGCAGGAAGGUGGGGCAUGAGUGAAGAUGGAUAGAGACCCUCCAAGGGGAUAUGUCUGACGGCCCCCUCCCUCUUCGAUUCUGGUUGCCAAGGAGGCAGCAGGAACAGCCUGUUCUUUGGGCUCCCAUCGGAUCAGCUAUGCCCAGGCCCCUCCCUCUCUUCCUUCCUCCAUCCCGCCCUCCCAGACUGUUGCUAGGAAGCACCCCAAGAUUUCUCAAGGGUCCUACCUUUAGAAACUAGGGGAUCCAGAUAUCUUUCUGAAGAGCUUCCCCCAAAGCCUGGAAGCCAAGACUCCACACAGCCUUCUCCAGCCCUGCCAAGAAGCCCCAGUUUGAGGGAACAGGAGACAAGCCCUCUGUCAGCCUGCCCUCAAGCUAGCUCAGUGGUCUGGGCCUCAGUAAUUCCCCUCCCCAUCUUGUCUUGACCUCCUGGGCUCUGGGUGAUGUCAGCAAGUGAUGAGGUGUUCAGCAGUCACCCUUUGUCUCUGCAGACACAGCCUCACUUAUUGGGGAGUUCUAGAAAGACUCUGGAAAACAGAGGAAACUGAGGUGCCACUAAGAGAAAUUAAAACCCAGGUAUUUCUCCCCCUGAGUGAUCUUUAAUCAAGAAAAAAGAUGCUGAAAAUAGAGGAAAGAAAGGGGAGGGUGCAGUUUAUGGGGAGUUGGGAAUCAAGUGUUUGGCAGAGAUGAGAGGCUGGGAAAUUAGCAAACAAUUGCCGUGCCAAGAGGAAAGUCGCCCCUUAAUAUACCCCCCACAUCAAUCAGUUUUGUCCCAUCAGAUGCCCUGGUUGUGGGUCACAAAAAAAGGGAGCCAGGGAAGGGACUCAGGCCUAGCUGAGCCUUGCUUUUGGUAGCUGAGGCAAGAAGUGGAAAAAGAAACUGACACCUUCUCCAGGUUGUCUGCCAGGGUUUCUCUUACUUUUAUUCAUUUGACACUUUUUUUUUUGAGCAUUUAAUACAUACCAAGUAUUGGAUCCCCUGAACUUUCCCAGCUUCUGGUUUCACUCCUACAUGGAACCCCUUCAUCCUGCUUUGCCAGGAGGGCAGAGGGGAGGUUUACCUACCAUACUACAGCCUCCCCCUCCAGUUGAAGGAGAGGAUGGGACAGGCUGGUGUGGAGGCCAGGAGUACAGAGUGGCUCUCAGGACCCAGAGCGGGGGCAGCUGACCUCCCUCCCUGCCAUUGUCCAUACCUCAGAGUCACAGUACUGUCUUCGCUUCCAUGCUGGAGGGUGUGGCAUCUUUCAGGGUGUUAGAGAGGAAACCAGCCUCUCUAGGAUUGGUUCAAGUUCUGCCUUUCACUGUCCUGGCUGGUCUCUUUCUGGACCUUUCCUGGGGGCAGCAGGAAGACAGAGACAGAGGUGUGGGGAUCCAGGAGCGAUCCCUGAGUGGGGAGCCACCUUGUAGCCUUCUUCCCCAUCCUCUUCUUCCCCAGAAAGAGAGAAAGGGAUUUUGCUGUGGGACUAGUUGGGGGAAGAAACUGGGUUUGGAGCCAGCUGUGUAUGAGUAUGUGGGAAUGACUUUUUUUCUUUCCCCAUCCACCUGCUGCCAAUUAACUCCCCAUGGUGGGGGGGGGCCCAGGCAAGCUUCCAAAGGAAAAUAUUCCAGUUAGGGGAGGGGAAUGACUCAGUUUCCCUACAGAGUGAAGGGAAGAGGAAACCCUUUGUGUCUUGUACGUUUCCCAACUAUUUCAGCGUCCCUGGGUCUAGACUCUCGCCACUUUUCCUUAUACUUCUUUCCAGCCUAGAUAAGGAAUGGCUCCAUCUUCUUGGGUACCCAAAACCCAGUUCCCCACAGCCUCUUACCCUACCUCAAGUCCCCACCUAGACUUACCUCCUUUUCUGCCACUGUUCCAGAGCUGCCAUGUCGCUCUGCCUGGCUGGCUUCUCCCUGCCCCUCUUCUCCAGCCAGGCUCCUUCCCCAGCCAGACCAACCAACACAAUGAAGAGCUUGGGCUUGGGGUUCAGAGAGCAGAAUUGGGAGCUCAGCCUCUCUCAGUGCUGAGGGAGAAGAAACAGACAUCCCAGGAAAGUGGAGACAGUAAGAGGGAUGUUUUAGAGGGGUUGUGUUGGGGGAAGGGUUUCCUUCUACACCCAAAGGGGAUGUUGGCAUCUCUUCUUUCAUCCACUGGAAGAUUAUCAUGGAGUCCCGUCCUUGUAGUGGGCAAGCCAGAGAGCUUGUGGGUCCUAGGAAGUGAUGCUGAUAUGGAGAGAAAGAUGGUAUGGCUGCCUCUGAUAUCUACAGACCAGGGAGUCAGGACAAAGUAGAGAAAUUGGAAAUAGCCCUUGCCCAGAACUAAGGGAGUUCCUUUACUCCCUUAGGAGUCCAGUUCUUAGGGAAACCUUGACAAGCCUACAGGGAGGGCUGCUGGUGAGAGGUCGGGGAAAGGGAAGGCAGAUGGGCUCACUACAGAAGCCACCUCCCUGCCAAUGUAAAGUGGGGAGGAGGCACCCCCACCCCGCCCCGAGAUCUGCCAGGUUUCCUGCCAGAGGGGGAUGGUUUAAGUUCAGAAUACCAAUAUCUUUAAGGCCCAGAUAUUCCCCACUCCCAUGUAGAUUGGAUCUAGUACCCAUUAAGUCAGGAGCUGUCGGUCACAAAGUUGACAGAGGGCAGUUUGGGCUGUAAGGGGUGGGAAAGGAGCUGCAGGAUCCAGGGAUGGGUCAAAGUAGGGGGUCCUAACCUGCAGUAACAGGAAAGGGAUGAGAGGAAGGAAGCAGGCAAUGGUGGAGUGAGGGGCUUGGGAGAAGAAGGGAAGCCAGCUAUGUGAGAGAUUGCAGGGAAACAGGGUCUGUGGCUGUCUCAAGUGUGUGUGUGUGGGGAGGGGAGGGGGUGUUUGGAGGUUAAGUGUGAGGAGUCUGGGUUCUCCCUCCUUCCUGCUUUGGAAGCUUUGGCUACACAUACUUGGCAGCUGUUUUGUAUAAACAUUAUUCCCCAGCAGUGUCACUUGGGCAGGCACUAAAGGGAGCAGAAUGGAGGGGAUUGUGGGUGGGCGUAUUGGGAGGGAGGAAAGCCAUAGACCUUAGAGGGGUGUGAUCUGGCUCUCCUCCAGCUGCACUCUCUUCUUCAGAACAUAAGUUCUUGUCUCCCAAUUUAGACUCUGCUCCAGAUACCCAGAAUCCUGUCAUUCUCUGCCCUGAGGGCCUCAGGUUUGAUUCCAGAGUCUGAGUGGACUGGUCUUCCAGAUAUGUCCCUCUGAGGACUGAUUUUGCCACUGAAAGGGUGACCAAAGAAUGGUUGUUGGGAAAUACAGAUGGAGCUUGAACUCCUGGUUGGGAAUAUGAGGCUUCUCAUGGUAUGGGAUGGGGAGCUGGAAAUAGGGGUGGCUGGGGGCUUCCAUGUUGUUUGGGUUGUAAAUGUUAGGGACGACCUGUCCACAAACAGGACAGGGAUGAGGGCUGUUUAUAGGGAGGCUCAGAUGUUGGAGCCAGGUGGGUAGCAUUUGCUUUUGGGAUUCGCACUGGGGGUGGAAAAAGUCUAAUACCCAAAACACUAGGAUAAGCAAGACAUUCCAUUGUUUUUAAUAAACUUAAAAAAAUAAUAUUUUUAGAUUUAUGGGAAAAAAUUUGAAGAUAGAGUACCUGUACCCCCGCCCAGUUUUCCCUUUUAUUAGGAACUUACAUUAGUAUGGUACAUUUGUUACAAUUAAUGAACCAUUAUUGAUACAUUAUUAACUAAUGUCUGCUGAGUUUUCAUCUAAUAUUCUUCUUCUGUUCCAGGAUCACAUCCAGGAUACCAAGUCACAUUUAGUCAUCAUGUCUCCUUAGGCCCUUUUGACUAUGACAGUUUCUCAAACUUUCCUUAGUUUUGAUAACCUAAACCUCAGUUUCCUCCUUAUUGCUUAAUACUGGGAGGACUGCCAGAUUUGGGGGUGAAGUAGUGGGUGAUGUGUGUGCAAGUGACAGAACCUCAAUGUCGCUUCUGGAAUACAGGUGUGGAAAUGAGAAGAACCCUGGUAGACUUAGGGAUUUAGGAGGAGGGAAUAAAAAAAGACCAGAAAGAGAAAGCCUAUUGCUGAACGAACGCCACACCCUUGGCGUGCCUAUUAACUAGCGGAUAAUGAAAGGAUGUCGGGAUGUGAUUUAAAUGCUCGGUGGACAGUGACGUCAUUGAACGAAGCCUGAUUGCGAGAAGCCUUUCAAGAACUUUUCCCUCUAAGUCCCCUGAGUCUCUGCGAUGCUUCAGCUCCUACCUGUCCUCUAAAGGAGAGUAACAAUGCAGGCUGACUUGCUUCGUCCCCUAGCUUGCUCGCUCGCGGAGUCCAAGGAACUACAAUUCCCAGAAGACAUCGUGGCGUGACCGGGCUCUUGCUGCAUCCCGAUUGGUUAAUAUUGGUUACUCUCAGCCAAUAGAAAAUCAGCUCUUUAAUAAGUGCCAAAAUGGUGAUGCCUAGGAUCUAGGACUAGGUUGUCCGUUCUGCCUCCCUUAAAUCAUCCUGUAUCUUCUCCAUUCCAUUUUACUCUAUUCGCUGCCCCCUCCCCCCACGCCCCGUUCUUUUCCUCAGAAUCUCUUCACCCCUUCUCUAGCUUUUUUUCUCCCGCCUCACAGCUGACCGCCACCGGCCUGGCCUCCUGAGUGAAAUCAUGAAGGUGGUGAACCUGAAGCAAGCCAUUUUGCAAGCUUGGAAGGAGCGAUGGAGUGACUACCAAUGGGCAAUCAACAUGAAGAAAUUCUUUCCCAAAGGAGCCACCUGGGACAUUCUCAACCUAGCAGAAGCACUACUGGAGCAGGCCAUGAUUGGACCUUCCCCCAAUCCUCUCAUCCUGUCCUACCUGAAGUAUGCCAUUAGUUCCCAGAUGGUGUCCUACUCCUCUGUCCUCACAGCUAUCAGUAAGUUUGAUGACUUUUCCCGGGACCUGUGUGUCCAGGCUUUGCUGGACAUCAUGGACAUGUUUUGUGACCGACUGAGCUGUCACGGCAAAGCGGAGGAGUGUAUCGGGCUCUGCCGGGCCCUCCUCAGCGCCCUCCACUGGCUGCUGCGCUGCACCGCAGCCUCUGCCGAGCAGCUCCGAGUCGGGCUGGAGGCCGGCACUCCAGCCGCCGCCGAGAAGCAGCUUGCCAUGUGCCUGCAGCGCCUGGAGAAGACCCUCAGCAGUACCAAGAACCGGGCUCUGCUUCACAUCGCCAAACUAGAGGAGGCCUCAUUGCAUACAUCCCAGGGACUUGGGCAGGGUGGCACCCGAGCCAAUCAACCAACAGCUUCCUGGACUGCCAUUGAGCAUUGCCUCUUGAAGCUUGGGGAUAUCCUGGCUGGUCUCAGCAGCCCCCAGCUCCGGAGCCAGGCCGAGCAGUGUGGCACACUUAUCAGGAGCAUCCCCACCAUGCUGUCCGUGCACUCGGAGCAGCUGCACAAGACUGGCUUCCCCACCGUCCAUGCAGUGGUCCUGCUCGAGGGCACCAUGAACCUGACAGGCGAGACACAGCCACUGGUGGAACAGCUGAUGAUGGUGAAACGCAUGCAGCAUAUCCCUACCCCACUUUUUGUCCUGGAGAUCUGGAAAGCUUGCUUCGUGGGUCUUAUUGAGUCUCCUGAGGGUACUGGAGAGCUCAAGUGGACAGCUUUCACCUUCCUCAAGAUUCCACAGGUUUUGGUGAAGUUGAAGAAAUACUCUCAUGGGGACAAGGACUUUACUGAGGAUGUCAAUUCUGCUUUUGAGUUCCUGCUGAAGCUCACCCCCUUGCUGGACAAGGCUGACCAGCGCUGCAACUGUGACUGUACAAGCUUCCUGCUCCAGGAAUGUAGCAAGCAGGGGCUUCUGUCUGAAGCCAGUAUGAACAACCUAAUGGCCAAGCGCAAAGCAGACCGGGAGCAUGCACCGCAGCUGAAAUCAGAUGAAAAUGCCAACAUCCAGCCCAACCCUGGGCUGAUCCUCCGUGCGGAGCCCACAGUCACCAACAUCCUCAAAACAAUGGACGCAGACCACUCUAAGUCCCCGGAGGGGCUGCUGGGGGUCCUGGGCCACAUGCUGUCUGGGAAGAGCCUGGACUUGUUGCUGGCUGCGGCUGCCGCCACUGGGAAGCUUAAGUCCUUCGCCCGGAAAUUCAUCAAUUUGAACGAAUUCACAACACACGGCAGUGAAGAAAGCACCAAGGCGGCCUCAGUUCGAGCCUUGCUCUUUGACAUCUCCUUCCUCAUGCUGUGCCACGUGGCCCAGACCUAUGGCUCAGAGGUCAUCCUGUCUGAGUCGAGCACAGGAACAGAGGUGUUCUUCUUUGAGACGUGGAUGCAGACGUGCAUGCCCGAGGAGGGCAAAAUCCUGAACCCUGACCACCCCUGCUUCCGGCCCGACUCCACCAAAGUGGAGUCCCUGGUGGCUCUGCUCAACAACUCCUCGGAGAUGAAGCUGGUGCAAAUGAAGUGGCACGAAGCCUGUCUCAGCAUUUCAGCGGCCAUCCUGGAAAUCCUGAACGCCUGGGAGAAUGGGGUGCUGGCCUUCGAGUCCAUCCAGAAAAUCACCGAUAAUAUCAAGGGGAAGGUUUGCAGUCUGGCAGUGUGUGCCGUGGCUUGGCUGGUGGCCCACGUGCGGAUGCUGGGGCUGGAUGAGCGUGAGAAGUCGCUGCAGAUGAUCCGCCAGCUGGCAGGGCCGCUGUACAGCGAGAACACCCUGCAGUUCUACAAUGAGAGGGUGGUGAUCAUGAGCUCCAUCCUGGAGCACAUGUGUGCCGACGUGCUGCAGCAGACAGCCACGCAGAUCAAGUUCCCGUCCACGGGCAUGGACACCAUGCCCUACUGGAACCUGCUGCCCCCAAAGCGACCCAUAAAGGAGGUGCUGACGGACAUAUUUGCCAAGGUGCUGGAGAGGGGAUGGGUGGACAGCCGCUCCAUCCACAUCUUUGACACCCUGCUCCACAUGGGAGGUGUCUACUGGUUCUGCAACAACCUGAUUAAGGAGCUGCUGAAGGAGACGCGGAAGGAGCACACACUGCGGGCGGUGGAGCUGCUCUACUCCAUCUUCUGUCUGGACAUGCAGCAGGUGACCCUGGUCCUGCUGGGCCACAUCCUGCCCGGCCUGCUCACCGACUCCUCCAAGUGGCACAGCCUCAUGGACCCCCCUGGCACUGCUCUCGCCAAGCUGGCCGUCUGGUGUGCCCUGAGUUCCUACUCCUCCCACAAGGGGCAGGCAUCCUCCCGCCAAAAGAAGAGACACCGCGAAGACAUUGAGGAUUACAUCAGCCUCUUCCCCUUGGAUGACAUGCAGCCCUCCAAGCUGAUGCGACUGCUGAGCUCCAAUGAGGAAGAUGCAAAUAUCCUCUCAAGUCCCACGGUUUUGAAUGCAGGAGGCCGUUUCCUCAGUGCUCCCUCGCUUGGCCCCACAGCCGACCGAUCCAUGAGCAGCUCCCUGUCGGCCUCCCAGCUCCACACGGUUAAUAUGAGAGACCCGCUGAACAGAGUUCUGGCCAACCUGUUCCUGCUCAUCUCCUCCAUCCUGGGGUCGCGGACCGCCGGUCCGCACACGCAGUUUGUGCAGUGGUUCAUGGAGGAGUGCGUGGACUGCCUGGAGCAGGGCAGCCGGGGCAGCAUCCUGCAGUUCAUGCCCUUCACCACCGUAUCAGAACUGGUGAAGGUGUCAGCCAUGUCCAGCCCCAAGGUGGUUCUGGCCAUCACGGACCUCAGCCUGCCCCUGGGCCGCCAGGUGGCUGCCAAAGCCAUUGCUGCCCUCUGAGGGGCUUGGAGUGGCCGCUGGCGCUGGCGGGGGAGGGUGCCAGCCCCAGGCAUCUCAGAAGGGAACCGUGAGGAGAGAUGAGACAUCAUUGCUCAUAGCCACAUGACGUAACAGCCCUCAGUCAGUCGGUUUCCAGAUCUUCCCCUGCUCCUGACUUCUGACCUCUAAGACGUCUCCCAAUCUCUUUCGUAAUUUCCUUUCCCCACUGCCAGCACCUGGUUCCUUAGCUCAGGGCAGCCUCCCUGUGUUGCACCCCUCGCGCCGCUCCUCCCCUCCCGCGGAUAGAUUUACCUCUGAGAGAAUGCCCAGGUGCGGGGGCUGUGUGUAUAUAUGUAUAGAUGUGUUUUUUACAUGAUGGAUGUUCACCUCGGCUCACUUGUAGAUAAAGACCCUUGUGGAUCCCUU